Molecule: messenger RNA, 913 nt
Organism: Astyanax mexicanus (Mexican tetra)
Lineage: Eukaryota; Metazoa; Chordata; Actinopteri; Characiformes; Acestrorhamphidae
Product: transmembrane protein 238
Exons: 2
Coding region: 104-640 (178 amino acids)
Source: RefSeq, a predicted model, not a curated record
AUGGGAGUAAAUACCUGCUGAGGAGGAAAGUUGUGGCAGGACUCUCCCUCUCUAUGUUGUGCUGUUCUGGAUCAGAGCUCUGCUCCUGUAACCUGUAUGAGCCAUGGCGGUGAGGGGCGUUGGGGGCUGUGUGCCGCUGUUUGUUCUCGGUAUUGUUUUUGAUGUGAUCGGCCUGGUGGUGCUGCUGGUCGGCGUGUUCGCAGACCUGCGCUAUGACGGCAGGUUUUACGGAGAUUUCCUGAUCUACACCGGCUCAAUCAUAGUGUUCCUCAGCCUGAUCUGGUGGGUGCUGUGGUACACCGGGAACAUCACGCUCUCCUCUGAUGACCUGGAGAAAAUAAGCGCCCUGGACAACUUUACUCAGUGGGCUCGAAAAAUCUCCAAGAGGCUCUCAAAGAGCGGGGUGAAGAGCCUGGAGGCUGGAGAGAAGAAGCUGGUGAAUGGUGGAGGUGGAGGUGGGGAUGGGAAGGAUGGCAGGAACGGAGCUAUGCCCGUCCACCUCCCCACACGAGUAACGUGGCCAAGCCAGGACACAGCGGGCUACGAUAACGAGGCUUACGAGAGGAGCGUGGAGACUCCUUCAGUCAGCGAGAAAACAGUGGAGCUGGACACCCUGAAGAACUCCGCUCCAGAAGAAUGAGCUGAAGUGAGGGGCUGAGACUUCUUCUCUCACUGCUGGCGCGUUCUGGAGGACUGAGCUCAGCUUUGGCUUUAAAAGAAAUGGACUGCUCUUUCUGCUGUUACUGCUCUUAUUCAGGGAAGCAUGUUUUAAUAUUGCACACAUACAUUGCACAAGAUCCUUUUUUUAUGUAUUUUAAUUAGAGAGAUAUUUUUAUGAAAAUAAUUUUAUGUAAAUAUUGUAAAAAAAAAACAACAUGAAUAUAUGAAAUAAAGCUGUUUUUCAUUAAAAGGU